Chondrus crispus (carragheen) is the source of this 2118-nucleotide messenger RNA. Its product is annotated as Translation elongation factor EF-G, Rhodoplastic. The transcript has a single exon. Gene Ontology annotation, biological process: ribosome disassembly; translational elongation; mitochondrial translation. The record is from RefSeq and is a predicted model, not a curated record. The coding region runs from base 1 to 2118 and encodes 705 amino acids. NCBI's taxonomy places the organism in Eukaryota, Rhodophyta, Florideophyceae, Gigartinales, Gigartinaceae. Gene Ontology annotation, molecular function: translation elongation factor activity; GTPase activity; GTP binding. Gene Ontology annotation, cellular component: mitochondrion.
AUGGGUCGAGAAACGCCCCUUGAGAUGCAACGGAACGUUGGAAUUAUGGCUCAUAUUGACGCUGGGAAGACAACCACCACUGAACGUAUUCUCUAUUACACUGGAAAGAGUUACAAAAUUGGUGAAGUUCAUGAUGGGGCUGCCACAAUGGAUUGGAUGGAACAAGAACAAGAACGAGGCAUAACUAUUACUUCCGCGGCAACUACUACUUUUUGGAAUGAGUACAGGAUCAAUAUUAUAGAUACACCAGGCCAUGUUGACUUCUCCAUCGAAGUAGAGCGGUCUCUACGGGUUUUAGAUGGCGCAGUCGCCGUCUUUGACUCUGUAUCGGGCGUUGAGCCUCAAACCGAGACAGUUUGGAGACAAGCAGAUAAGUAUGGUGUUCCCCGUAUGUGCUUCUGCAACAAGAUGGAUCGCACUGGGGCCGAUUUUUACAUGACGGUUCAGAUGAUUACUGACAAUUUAGACGCAACGCCCGCUAUACUACAGCUGCCAAUUGGCGCAGAGAGCGAAUUCGCUGGGGUAGUCGAUGUAGUAGAAAUGCGCGCGGUGGUUUGGGAAGAGGAAAGUCUAGGCGCUAAAUUCCAUUAUGAAGACAUCCCAAAAGACAUGCUCGACAAAGCAAAGGAAUACCAUGAGAAGCUCAUCGAACUUGCUGUUGAGCAGGAUGAUGAUGCCCUAAUGGCUUAUUUGGAUGGCGAAGAAAUCACGGUAGGUACGCUCAAGGCAUGCAUUCGGAAGGGAACGAUGGCCAGUGCAUUUGUUCCAGUACUCUGUGGCACGGCAUUCAAAAACAAGGGAGUUCAACCGUUGCUUGACGCUAUAGUUGAUUACAUGCCUAGCCCUCUUGAUGUAGACGCGAUACGAGGCGUCGACGUGGAUUCCGGAGAAGAAAUUUCGCGCAAGUCAUCUGAUGAGGAGCCCCUCUCUGCUUUGGCUUUUAAGAUUGCGACAGACCCGUUUGUUGGCACCUUGACAUUCACGCGCGUAUACUCUGGUGUUAUGCGAACUGGGGAUACCGUUGUCAAUACCGUAAAAGGUAAAAAGGAAAGGAUCGGCAGAAUGCUGCUGAUGCACGCAAAUGACCGUGAGGAUGUCAAGGAAGCAAGAGCUGGUGAUAUAGUUGCUAUUGCUGGCCUUAAGGACACCACGACUGGCGAGACGCUUUGCUUACCAGAUAAUCAAGUAAUUCUGGAGAAGAUGGAAUUUCCGGAACCCGUCAUCAAGGUCGCAGUCGAACCGAAGACAAAAGCUGACACCGAAAAAAUGGGAGAAGCUCUCAGCAAGCUUGCCCAAGAAGAUCCUAGUUUCCGAUUCUCUCGGGAUGAGGAAAGCAAUCAAACAGUCAUUGAAGGAAUGGGGGAGUUGCAUCUUGAAAUUAUAGUCGACCGCAUGCGCAGGGAGUUCAACGUAGAUUGUGCGGUUGGUGCUCCCACAGUUAGCUACCGUGAAGCUAUAACGAAAUCGAACACUGUUGACUACACUCACAAAAAGCAGUCCGGAGGGAGCGGGCAAUUUGCGAGAGUCGUGAUUGAAUUUUCUCCAAUUACAAUGGAUCCGGGCAGCGACGAGACUAGCGGUUCGGAAUUCGAAUUCGUGUCGGAGAUCAAAGGGGGCUCUAUUCCGAAAGAGUACAUUCCUGGUGUUCGGAAAGGUGUGUUGUCAGAGAUUGGCAAUGGUACUAUUGCAGGGUUCCCGAUGUUGAACUUUAGAGCGCGACUUACGGAUGGUGCAUACCACGACGUUGACUCCUCUGUUCUGGCUUUUGAAAUAGCGGCAAGAGCCGCCUUUCGAGAAGGAAUGCGCAAGUGUGGACCUCGCCUCAUGGAGCCCAUCAUGAAAGUAGAAGUAAUUACGCCGGAGGCGUCACUCGGAGAUGUAAUUGGAGAUCUGAAAUCUCGGAGGGGUCAGUUGCAAGGCCUUGGAGAUAGGGGCAAAGCGAAGACGAUUUCUGCACUCGUCCCGCUGAGUGAACUGUUUUCAUAUGUAAGCAACUUGCGAUCUAUGACGAAGGGUCGCGCAAGCUACAAUAUGGUAUUGAAUGGGUACGAUUUUGUACCAUCUAGCAUUGAAGCAGAAAUAUCCUCAAAGUACGGAAAGUCCGUUGCGGCAGAGUAG